CUGUACUGCCUUCUCCUCUUUCUCGGUUUCCUCUUCAGCUUCUCUCCUUGGUUCAGAUCGUAUUUUCAGAUCAGGAAAAAAAAGGAGAGAUGAAGGGGGCGACGGCGUCGGGGGGCGGCGCGACGGCGGGGGCGAACGACCCGAGGCAGCCGGGGACGGCGAGGCCGUACGCGCCGCCCAAGCUGUCGUCGCAGGACCUGCCCGUCGACUACGCGGGCUUCCUCGCCGUCGUCUUCGGCGUCGUCGGCGUCAUGCUCCACUACAAGGUUUGCUCGUGGAUCGCCAUCAUCUUCUGCGCGCAGUCGCUGGCAAACAUGAAGAACUUCGAGAAUGACCUCAAGCAGCUCUCCAUGGCUUUCAUGUUUGCUGUCAUGGGUUUGGUGACGAACUAUUUCGGGCCUCGCCCAGGCGGCACAAAGCGCUGAUCUGCAUACCAUGCGCCGUAUGAAGUUUCCUGUUCAAUUUUUGGUGCCUCGGAGCCACUGGCAUGGUGGUGCCCACCCACAUUUCUGAAUCCUUGAGUCAGGCAGGUGUCAAAUGUACCACCUCAUUUGUAGGGACCAAGACAUGUAUCAUGAUGCUCAGUAAUCUAUUUGCACGGUACCUGCUCCUCCAGUUAUGUUUUAAAGAUAGUUGAAGGGCCUUUGCCUACAUCACCACAUCGAUCAAUCCCCUGUGAGCUUGUGGUUUUGUAUUGUUUUAUUUAUCGGAGUAGCAAUCACUUCCAUUCUCAUGCAUGAUCAAGAUCAAAUAUUGUUGA
This is a messenger RNA of Aegilops tauschii subsp. strangulata, 760 nucleotides long. RefSeq names its product protein Asterix. Lineage: Eukaryota; Viridiplantae; Streptophyta; Magnoliopsida; Poales; Poaceae. Gene Ontology annotation, molecular function: protein folding chaperone. Gene Ontology annotation, cellular component: endoplasmic reticulum membrane. Gene Ontology annotation, biological process: protein insertion into ER membrane. The record is from RefSeq and is a predicted model, not a curated record.